AUAAAAAGUCAUUGUAUGAAAUUUAAAUUUGCCCUGACUUCACCAGUGCUUUUUAUGCAGCCGAUUGUAAAACCAGGCAGAUAUCUAGAUGAGCUGACGUCCCUUCGUCCCCUGGAAGAUCUUUGUAUAUCCCAAAGAUGUGUGUAUCCCAGCCUGAGAACCUGUGGGCGUCAGCAAUGGAAGAUUUUUCUCUUCAGAUCCACUUUUCAGUGGUCUCUCUCCUGAGCCUCCCAAGGUGUGGCCCACCGACAAAAUUACAUAAAGAAACUCCAGAUGUAAACUUCAAAACAACACGCUGCCAGCCAAGAAACACAGUAAAGUUCACGGUAAACACGGUAAGACCAGGCCAUGUCUGGGACCAGGAGAUUGCAGCUGAUUUUCUCUGUUACGCAGAAGGAGCGGUGGCUUCUGAGAAUCCAGCCGAAACUCUCCAAUGAGACGCUGCUUGCUUCAUCCUUGUGAUUGCUUAUAAGGUCCAGUGUUCACAGGUUGGAGAGAGAAAAUUUGCAUGCACACACACACACAUCCCCCCGGUGCUUAGAAGAAUCAUCUCUCCUCCGGGUGGAUUGUUGUAGAACUGGUCGGACCGUUCAUUCGGCCAUCGGGCAAAAGAGGCAGACACAGAGAGGGGGUGUGAGAAACACCAAGAGGGGUUUGCUUUCUGAAGACCACAGUGAUCUGCACGGAGCACGGAGAAACCACAACCGCAGAUCCCACAGCUGCUGAGCAGCACGAGCUCGCUUGUGGUUGCAUAAAAAAGCAUCAAAAUACGCCCUUGAAGGGCUGAAAAAUUAGAAGACAGGGAAUAAGCAGAGCGGUGAGACGAGGAAGGUGCGGCCGCAAUGGCUUUUUCUCCCGAACCCAGGCGGACGACGCCAGAGCUUCCCCUCCGUCCCCAAACUCUGCAGCAAUUCAAAGUAAACGUGACUCUGGAUCCGGACACGGCUGGUCCUGAACUCAUCCUCUCCGAAGACCUGAAAGACGCCAGAUGGGGAAAACCAAGUCAGGAGAUGCCUGACCGUCCUGAGAGAUUUGACACUGAUCCCUGCGUCCUGGGCUGUGGAGGAUUCACCUCGGGAAGACACUACUGGGAGGUGGAAGUGGAUGGAUUGUUCUGGACUGUGGGUGUGGCCAGAGAAUCGGUGAGGAGGAAGGGACCCAUUAUCUUUCGACCCCUCACGGGGGUCUUGGGAUUGCAGAAAUAUUAUCACCUCUGCGUGGCGCUCACCAGCCCUUCCUACACCUACGUGCCCCUCAAAGACAACCACAAUGAGAUUGGCGUCUAUCUCGACUAUGAGCAGGGGCGUGUGUCGUUUUAUGACCUCAGCAGUGAGGAUCUGCUCUUCGCUUUCCCGCCAGUCUCUUUCAACGGGGAGAGAGUUUUCCCUUACUUUUGUGCUUUUUUGUCCCACCUAAAACUCUCCCCCAGAGGGUAAGGCGUGGUUGUGAUCCCAAGAAACUGGAAUCUCUGGCCUUUGGUGUUAUAGUCUCUAUGGGUAUGUCUACACUACCACCCUAGUUCGAACUAGGGUGGUAGAGUAGACAUACCCAUAGAUCCUAGAGGUUCUUGCUGAAUGUCUUCUAGCUUUCAUUGCCCUGGCUCUAUGACCGUGGAGGGUUACAACGUUCUUGCUAAGCCUCUUCUAUCUUACAUUUCUCUACACUCGUUGCACAAGGCAUAAGGGAUCAGUCAGAAAAGGCUUUCCUUGUCGACCGAUCCCUGUCUUGACUGCCGGCAAAUUGCCACGUCAGCAAAAACCAGUGGCCAUUUUUAUUCUAAUGAAGCACGGGAUAUUUAAAUCCCCACUUCGUUAGCAAUUUUGGUAUGUCUAAUU
Molecule: messenger RNA, 1835 nt
Organism: Pelodiscus sinensis (Chinese soft-shelled turtle)
Lineage: Eukaryota; Metazoa; Chordata; Testudines; Trionychidae
Product: E3 ubiquitin-protein ligase TRIM11-like
Molecular function (GO): protein binding
Source: RefSeq, a predicted model, not a curated record